Molecule: messenger RNA, 821 nt
Organism: Physella acuta
Lineage: Eukaryota; Metazoa; Mollusca; Gastropoda; Physidae
Source: RefSeq, a predicted model, not a curated record
ACGCAAGUAAUAAACUACCACAAAUUCAAUUCAUGAACUUGGAUGUGAGUACAAUAGACACGUACGUCAAUAUCCGAUAUGAGACUAAGAUAUCUGGACCCAUUGGUAUAAGAUGCUGUUCUUCGAUCACCCAUAGAGCCAUCUUUGGAGAAAAACGCGCGGUACCCGGGGAUGAUCUUAAAGUCAGCUGCUACGAUGUGCUGUGCGGUGCUAAUGAGUGCCAUAGCACAAUGGAUACAGAAAUGUCAAGCACCGAAAAGAAUUGGAAAGGUGAUAAUGAAUACAGUACUUUCUAUGCAUUUGUGCCUCAUCUCAAAGACGGCAAGCUGGAAGUGAAAUUUAUUUAUUUGUUAAAAAACAAUCACAUUAAUGCCCGCUCUAGAAAUGUGACUGAGGAUAAAGAACUUUAUUAUUCUGAGGGUGUUGGCACAAGGCAUAUGUAUAUGCUCUUGUUCACACAUCCCAACCUGCAUAAGGAUACCCCAACUGUGAGUGCGGACAACAAACUCAUCUUUCCUGGAGAUUUUAAGCUGCGCGGAAUGUCGUGGAUACUCUUCGAUCAUAACCACUUGACAUUCAUGGACACAGAAUGCGAAGGCAAUACCCGAACCUGCCCGCCAACUGAGGAAGACACUCCAAAAGACUCUUACAAAAUAAACAUAACGUACACGGAGACGUCGUAUGAGACACCAACUGAAUCCACCACAAACCCGGUGACUUCAUGUCUACAGAAGAAACCCCCGCCACCCCCGCCACCCCCACCUCCACCAAACAAGUCCUCCAAGACUCUAGCAGACGUCAACAGUGUUGUCUCUGUUUAG